AUGAGCACCACAGAUACUAUCACCUCACUGCAGAGUGCGUCUUUGCUUGGUCUCAUGGCCACGGGUUUACUGCUAGGUCUAGUGCACGUGCUCACGGGUCCUGACCACUUGAGCGCGCUCAUUGUGCUGAGUGCUGGAUCGUCUUGGCGCUCGUGUCAAUUGGGUAUGCGCUGGGGUUGUGGCCAUUCGACGGGACUUGUCGUCGUAACGGCGUGUUUUCUGCUGCUUAACCAGCACUUGGACGUGAACAAAUUUGGCAGUUACUGUGACUUUAUGGUCGGCUUCCUUAUGAUGGGACUGGGGCUCUGGAGUCUUCGUUACUACUGGCUGCUGCGUCGGACACUUCAGCUCAAGCAAAACCAAGAGACGUGCCCGCUGCAAGAUGAAGAGGAGAUGAGACGGAACAGUUACAGCGAUAUAGAAGUGCAAAAGAUAGUACAGCUGCACCAUCUGGACCAUCAAGGUCCACCACCGUCUUCUGACGAACAGACGGUCAAAACCUGCUGUUUUGGACUCAUUAAGGCGGAUAUCAAGAAUCCAAGUACACAGAAACUUACGGCUUUUGCAUACGGUACAGCUCAUGGACUGGCGGGUACAGGAGGUAUCUUGGGAGUGCUACCAGCUGUGAUUCUCAAUGACUGGAUCAAGUCGUCUGCUUAUCUUGGCGCGUUCUGUCUGUCCUCCAUCCUUACUAUGGGUGGAUUCGCGGCAUUGUACGGAGAAAUCACGGGCCGUAUGAGCCGCUUCUCGGACUCAUCGCUCGUGCGCGUCGGUAUCUUUUCAUCUUGUGUGUCGCUGUUUGUGGGCAUCAUGUGGGUCAUUCUCGUCUCGACAGGCACUUUGGACGAGGUCUUCGGGUAG
Molecule: messenger RNA, 861 nt
Organism: Peronospora farinosa
Lineage: Eukaryota; Oomycota; Peronosporomycetes; Peronosporales; Peronosporaceae
Source: the annotation of a GenBank genome assembly